GCACCGGAGCGCGGGAGGCAGCGCUGCUGAGAGGUGGUUUUGCACUUCAGUUCAGGGUGGUGCUUUGCAAGUGUGGGAUGGACUACCCCUGUCCCCCCUGUGCCACUGAAAACAUGGCUGGGACAAUCCUGGACAUCUUGGCAUGACAAGAACCCAUCAGUUUAACCAGAGGGUGGCUGUCUGUCCAUCUGCCAUGUGCUAAUCGCCUCUCUGUGUCACCUUGCAGGGAAGAUGAGCUCUGGCAACGGGACCUCUCCCACCCCUCCUGUCCUUGGGCUCCUGGAGCCGGUGCCACCCAGUGCCAGCUCCCCUGAGGGCACAGACUGGCUGCCCACCAUUGUGGGGCUCGUCUGCAUCUUCCUGGUGCUGGCCACCCUGCUGACCCUUGUCACCCUCUGCCACCUUCGGGCGCUGGGCCGCUCCCCCUGGGGUCCCCACGAGUGGCUGCCCCAGCAGGCCGUGGAUGCCAGCCAGCCCCAGCUGAGGCUCUGGAAGCGCCUGGGCUCCCUGAGGGGCUCCAUCAGCAGCUUCAGGAGGAGCCAGAUGGUGUUUCAGAGCACCCUGGCCUGUCCCAGGAGCUUCUCCAGCAGCCAGGACGGGGACAUCAUGGAGUCCACCAAAAUGUGAUCAUGCCCUGCUCCUCCUUCCCAAGCUUUGGCUCCCUUCUCAAGCAUCCUGAGUAGAGAACCUCUGAGCAGCUCAUUUCCAGGCUCUGUGACAGGAGAUUUUGCAAUGUCAGGUACCCAAAUGCUUUCCAGAUUACUGCUUCCUGCCAGGGAAGGUGGAGGCAUCCAACUACACCCACACACAGUUACCACCGGGCAGUCCAAAAAAAUCCUGCUGCUUCAUUUCUUUUGGAAAAUGUUGUUGAAGAUUGCAAUGCAAGAUGUUUGCAGUUACCAUCUGUACGGCAGAUUACCUUUGUCAAGUGGGCAGCUUGCCUUAUCUCUGUCUCUGAGUGACCACAAUCACACCUCCCUGGGAGGGGACAUUGCUGAUAACAGACUAUUGAAUGUCACUGCAUGGCUGAUAAGAACUAUAACAUCCCAUUGGGAGAUGCUCCGCCCAGGGGGAGGAGCCAAGCAUUGCUACCCAGAUAUAAUCCAGGGGGAGGAGCCAAGCAUUGCUACCCAGAUAUAAUCCAGGGGGAGCAGCCAAGCAUUGCUGCCCAGAUACAAUCCAGGGGGAGGAGCCAAGCAUUGCUACCCAGAUAUAAUCCAGAGGGAGGAGCCAAGCAUUGCUGCCCAGAUAUAAUCCAGGGGGAGGAGCCAAGCAUUGCUACCCAGAUAUAAUCCAGGGGGAGGAGCCAAGCAUUGCUACCCAGAUACAAUCCAGAGGUUUUUGAGACACCAGCACGGCUUUCUCCACUGGAUUUCCCAGAGGAACAGCAGCUGCUUCUUCUUCCACUGGAUCUUCAGAGGAAGAAUACAUCCUUCUCUACAGAUCCCCCUGCUCCAACAGAACCACCCCUGACACUGCAGGAGGGCUGAGCCACAUUUCCAAUGGGACUGCCACCAACACCCUGACCCACAGGGUGUCAGAUUGGGUUCUGACUCUGGCAGUGUUGUUCUACUGUACUGCAUUGUUUAUUUUAUCCUUUUUCUUUUUUUUUUUCUUUUUCCCUAUUAAAGAACUGUUAUUUCCUGCUCCUAUA
Messenger RNA from Melospiza melodia melodia, 1654 nucleotides. RefSeq names its product chromosome 9 C10orf105 homolog (gene C9H10orf105). The record is from RefSeq and is a predicted model, not a curated record. The transcript is spliced from 2 exons. The coding region runs from base 232 to 627 and encodes 131 amino acids. Lineage: Eukaryota; Metazoa; Chordata; Aves; Passeriformes; Passerellidae.